GUUUAAAAAACUUUGCUGUUGUUGUUCUUCACAAGAAAUACAAUUAAAUUUGUGAAACUAUUAAAAUGGGCAUACCAGCUGGAAAUGCCGAAAAUGGCAAAAAAAUCUUUAUGCAAAAAUGUGCCCAGUGCCAUACGGCAGAGUCUGGGGGCAAACACAAGGUAGGACCAAAUCUUCAUGGCGUCUUGGGACGAAAAAGUGGUCAAUCUCCCGGUUAUACGUAUUCGGAAGCCAAUAAGAAUAAAGGUGUCAUGUGGACCGAUGAUGCCAUGUUUGAAUAUUUAGAAAAUCCUAAGAAAUAUAUACCCGGUACAAAAAUGGUAUUUGCUGGUCUAAAGAAAGCUGAUGAUCGAGCUGAUAUUAUUGCCUACUUAAAAAAUCCAAAAUAGUUUGAAUUUGUUUAUUUUUAUUAUGGACAGUAGUAUUUUUUUUAACACGUAAAAAAAUUUUUUGAAAAUUAUAAACAGAUUGGGUUUUUAAUUUUGAGUUUAUUAUA
Messenger RNA from Lucilia cuprina (Australian sheep blowfly), 496 nucleotides. RefSeq names its product cytochrome c-like. The record is from RefSeq and is a predicted model, not a curated record. Gene Ontology annotation, biological process: mitochondrial electron transport, cytochrome c to oxygen; mitochondrial electron transport, ubiquinol to cytochrome c. Gene Ontology annotation, molecular function: heme binding; electron transfer activity. The transcript has 2 exons. NCBI's taxonomy places the organism in Eukaryota, Metazoa, Arthropoda, Insecta, Diptera, Calliphoridae. Gene Ontology annotation, cellular component: mitochondrial intermembrane space. The coding region runs from base 66 to 389 and encodes 107 amino acids.